Messenger RNA from Talpa occidentalis (Iberian mole), 2613 nucleotides. RefSeq names its product protein kinase cAMP-dependent type I regulatory subunit beta (gene PRKAR1B). The transcript has 11 exons. Gene Ontology annotation, biological process: regulation of protein phosphorylation. Bases 87 to 1232 code for a protein of 381 amino acids. Gene Ontology annotation, molecular function: cAMP-dependent protein kinase regulator activity. The record is from RefSeq and is a predicted model, not a curated record. Lineage: Eukaryota; Metazoa; Chordata; Mammalia; Eulipotyphla; Talpidae. Gene Ontology annotation, cellular component: cAMP-dependent protein kinase complex.
CUUGUCCAACGUCCCCGCGUCGCCGCGUCCCCACGCAGCUGUCUCUGCCUCGGGCGCCGCGCAACCAGGAACCAGGACUGGUGGCCAUGGCUUCCCCAUCCUCUCACCAGCUGGAUGAGGAUGAGAGUCUCAAGGGGUGUGAACUGUAUGUGCAGAAGCACAGCGUCCAGCAGGUCCUCAAGGACUGCAUCGUGCAUCUCUGCAUCACCAAGCCAGAGCGCCCCAUGAAGUUCCUCCGAGAGUACUUCGAAAAGCUGGAGAAGGAAGAAAACAGGCAGAUUUUAGCCCAGCAGAAGUCAUCCUCCCAGUCAGACUCACACGAUGAGGAGGUCUCCCCAAUACCACCCAACCCUGUGGUGAAAGCCCGCCACCGCCGAGGCGGCGUGAGCGCUGAGGUGUACACCGAGGAGGAUGCCGUGUCCUAUGUGAGGAAGGUGAUCCCCAAGGACUAUAAGACCAUGACAGCGCUGGCCAAAGCCAUCUCCAAGAACGUGCUGUUUGCUCACCUGGAUGACAACGAGAGAAGUGACAUAUUCGAUGCCAUGUUCCCUGUCACUCACAUUGCCGGGGAGACUGUCAUACAGCAAGGGGAUGAAGGAGAUAACUUCUACGUCAUUGAUCAAGGAGAAGUAGAUGUAUAUGUGAAUGGAGAGUGGGUGACUAGCAUCAGCGAGGGAGGCAGUUUUGGGGAGCUGGCUCUGAUCUACGGCACCCCCAGGGCAGCGACGGUGAAAGCCAAGACCGACCUCAAGCUCUGGGGCAUCGACCGGGACAGCUACCGGCGCAUUCUCAUGGGCAGCACACUGAGGAAGCGCAAGAUGUAUGAGGAGUUCCUAAGCAAGGUCUCCAUCCUGGAGUCCCUGGAGAAGUGGGAGCGCCUGACAGUAGCUGAUGCCCUGGAGCCCGUCCAGUUUGAAGAUGGAGAGAAAAUCGUAGUUCAGGGAGAACCUGGGGAUGACUUCUUCAUCAUCACGGAGGGCACGGCUUCCGUCCUCCAGCGCCGGUCCCCCAAUGAGGAGUAUGUGGAGGUGGGGCGCCUCGGGCCUUCCGACUACUUUGGGGAGAUCGCGCUGCUGCUGAACCGGCCCCGGGCAGCCACUGUGGUGGCGCGGGGACCCCUCAAGUGUGUCAAGUUGGACCGGCCCCGCUUCGAGCGUGUGCUGGGUCCUUGCUCCGAGAUCCUCAAGAGGAACAUCCAGCGCUACAACAGCUUCAUCUCCCUCACCGUCUGAGUCCCUCCACUUCCUGCCCUGCUUCCCAUGUGCUGGCGUGUUCGUCUGUGUCAGGAGGCCUUGGUGGGGGGCUGGUGUCCCAGCAUGGGGGGACUGUCCCCUCCAGCGGACUCACCUUUGGAAUAAAAUAGUCACCUCAUGCAUUUCAACACAACAACCAAGGGUGUCUACACCUCACCCUCUUCUCCCUGCUCCAUGGGCUUGUCUUAUGGGACCCAUCCUCAUCUCCCCACAUCUUCUGGGGCACAUGGGGGUGUGCCCACCCCCAGGGGCCAAAGGCCCCAGCUAUGAGUCCAUGUUGACCAGACCUGCUGAUGGCUCUCUUUGCCAGAGUUGGGCCAGGUCACCAGGUGUGGGUCUGAGUGUGGAGCUGGUGACAACACCAGGGAUGUCCCACAACCACCCUUGGGCUUCGAGCCAUAAGUUGAGGUUAGAGAAAGGGAGGGUCUUGGCCCCUCCCUCAGACACUCCUGCCCAGUCUGAGAGGGUCCUGUCCAGCGUGCCAGGGUGGGAGAGCCCUGCCUUGGAGCAAGAGAGGGUGGCUGGCCCAGUAUGGCGGGGGGUCCUGGCUCAGGUGAGGCCAUGCUACUGAAAGUGAACCCACACAGUGGGGUCUGGCCUUGCAUUGGAAUGUUUAAAGGUGUGGUCCUUUUUUGGAAAGGCCAUCUUGGGCGAGCUUUGACAGGAAGUCAGGGGCAGCUGGUCACCUUGCUGGAUUGAGAUGGCUAGGAUGGGGAGGAAACAGUGUGAGUUUGGGACUUUCCAAGAUCCAGUGAGUGCUGUUCUCUUGGAUUUGGGGGGAACCCAAACAAUGUCUCCUAUUAUUGCAAAGUAGCUUAUUAGAGACCUUGCAAGGAAGAGGAGGGAGGGGUUCCUCGAACCUGUUCUGGGUAAAGUUGUGAGAACCAGGCCAGGUCCCUUCUGCGUUAUUCUCCAGAUGAUGUGCCUCCAGUUGGGGCCUUUGCCCUGGGAAAGAAAAUGUGCAGCUCCCAAACUGAGCCUCCAUUCUCACGUCAGAAAAAAAAUUCAGUCAAACCAGCUGUGGGUCCCCCACACCCAAGUCAUCCAUUGAUUGAUUUCCCCUGAAAAAUAUCUUCACUCCAACACUAAUGUGAGAGACAGACCUGGGGGGACUGGGCAAGGGUGGACAGAGAGCCUCGUGUGACUUCUGGGGACCUGAAUGCUAUCGAGAUGGUGCAGUUAACCCGACUUUGCUUCUGCCUGUGCACGUCGGGAGGGGGGCUGCCCAGUCUUGGGGACCCUUGCCAGCCCUGUCUUUCCCUGUGGAUGUGUCUGUGAUGUGUGAACCCCACCCCUAUUUAUUGCAAUGUUUUGAGUGCUGCAUGUACUAUUAAAUGUGCAAUGAAGUACCUCUUCUCGA